AUGUCGUCCUUAGAGAGCAACACAUCAUCAACAGAACAAACAGAAGCACAGAAGCCAUCACCCCGCAGAGCCAUCGGUGAGUGUACAUCUUCUUGUCUGAAUGGGGGUAGGUGUGUCCAUCUAGACUCCUGUAACUGCACUUUAUACCAGGCCACUGGAACACACUGCCAGACAGUCCCCAACCUAGGCUUUGAGCGAGAGAUGACGUGCCGCUCGUGGGGACAAUACAACUAUGAAACCUUUGAUGGACUUUAUUACUACUUCCCUGGAAAAUGCAGCUACACAUUACUGAGAGACUGCGAAGACAGCACUCGGUCAAGUGUACAUAUACAGGUGCAUAAUGACCCAGAAUGCAGUUCUUUCCCAUACUCCUGCACUCGUUCAAUCAGCCUCUUCCUGCCGUGGGAGGGGGAGAUUAGGUUACAGAAAUUCAGUGUUACUUUCAAGGGUCAAAGUGUACAGCUGCCCCAUCACAUCCAUGAUGUUGAGCUGGAGCGAAUCUCUGACUACAUUGUAGUGUCUCAGCCACAGGGUUUCACGCUGGCCUGGCAGGGGCUCACUGGCUCUGUGUACAUCAAGAUGAGUCCUGAGUUUGUAGGACACACCUGUGGACUAUGUGGCAAUUUCAAUGCUGACACUCAGGAUGACUUGAAGACCAGCUAUGGUGUUUUCACACAGGAUUUGGCUAUGUUUGGAAACAGCUGGGCAGAGGAGGAGCCACAGCUGGGCAGAUGUCCUGUUGUUCCCUCUCUUUACCCCUCGCCAUGUGCCACGCAGGAUCCUCGUGUCUUAUUGAAAGUGGAGGAAGUUUGUGCCACCCUACUGAAGGAACCGUUCCAGUCUUGCCAUGAAUUUGUCAGUCCAUAUUCAUACAUGGCCAGUUGCUCCAAUGACCUCUGCCUGUCUGGUCCCAAUGGUGAUGUCGUGUGCCAGGUUUUCACAGAGUAUGCCAGAGCAUGUGCCCAUGCUGGACAUGCGCUGCAUAACUGGAGAGCACACUUUCCUGUUUGCAGUGUAGAUUGCCCCGGUGAGCUCCUUUUCAGAGAGUGUAUUACCUGCUGUCCCAUGCACUGCAAGAUCGAACACAUGUGUAUAGACAGCAAGCUGCAGUGUUUGGAUGGCUGCUACUGCUCUGAUGAUUUGAUCUACGAGAAUGGGGUGUGUGUUAAGGCAUCAGAGUGUCCCUGUGAGCACCACGGCAUGCUGUACCCCUCUGAACAUGUCAUACAAGAAGACUGCAACAACUGCACAUGUGUUGGGGGCAUAUGGAACUGCACUGAGCACAGCUGUCCAGGGGAGUGCUCUGUGACAGGAGAUAUGUUCUUCCAGUCGUUUGAUGGCCGCGUUUAUACAUUUCCUGCUACGUGCCAGUACGUUUUAGCCAAGAGCAGAAACUCGGGCAAGUUCACUGUGACCAUUCAGAAUGCACCCUGUGGAGCCAAUCUGGAUGGUGCUUGUAUUCAGUCAGUCAACCUGAUGGUUGACGAGGAUCCACAUACUGAGAUCACAAUGAGCCAUAGUGGAGAGGUUUUUCUGGCCAGCCAGUUCAGGAUCUCACUGCCGUAUUCAGAUGAUGUGUUGCAGAUCCAGGAGCUGUCAUCCAUGUUUGUUCAGGUGAAGUCAUCGCAGGGUCUGCGGCUGCAGUAUAACUGGAGGGAGUUCAGGCUGUACCUGCAGUUGGAGAAGCAGUGGAGAGAUGAUACUGUGGGCCUCUGCGGAACCUUUAACGGCAACAUUCAGGAUGACUUCCUUGCACCCUCUGGCAUGAUUGAAAGCACACCAUACUUGUUUGGAAAUGCAUGGCGUGUGUCUUCAGCAUGCGUACCGCGGCCCAUCUUACCCCAGCUUGACCCUUGUGACACACACCAGCAAGCAGCCACUUAUGCAGUGGAGAAGUGUGAUGUGCUGAUGCAAGAGGUGUUUUCUGCCUGUCAUGAGUAUGUGAGUCCAGUGGGUUUCCAGCUCCAGUGUCGUGCAGAUGUCUGCAAAUGUGGAGCGCCGUGCCUUUGCUCCAUCCUCGCUCACUAUGCCCGCACCUGCAGGAGACACGGUGUCAUCAUUGAGUUCCGCUCACACCUGCCUGAGUGUGCCAUCACGUGUCCAUCUACUAUGGAGUAUGGAGUCUGUGUGUCGUCAUGUCAGCGUCGCUGCCUGUUUCUGUCUCUCCCUCAGCUGUGUGGAGAUGAGUGUGAGGAGGGUUGCGUGUGCCCGGAAGGAACAUACUUCAACAUGCAUACACACACCUGCGUGCCACGGAGUGAAUGUCCAUGUAGUUUUCUUGGUGCUGACUAUUCUCCUGGAGAUGUGGUCAUGACAUCAUCAGGUGUACAAAUUUGCCAAGAUGGAAAACUUGUUUCCCAGAGCUCAGUUAUUGAUACCAUGUGCCCACCAGGGCAGUUUUAUGAGGACUGUGGGAACCGAGCAGACGGCCACUCGGCCAAUAAAGGUUUAGCCUGUGAACAGACCUGUGAGUCGUAUUUGCUCAACCUCACCUGCUCCACUCAUGAGCCGUGCAUGCCUGGCUGUGUCUGUCCCGCAGGGCUCCUCGAACAUGGUGAUGAAUGUUUCGAGCCACAUGCAUGUCCGUGCUUGUGGAAAGGGAAAGAAUAUUAUCCAGGAGACAGAGUAUCGUCCCCCUGCCAUCAGUGUGUGUGUCAGCACGGCACGUUUCAGUGUGAGUUUCGCCCAUGUCCAUCAAUGUGCACGGCUUAUGGAGAUCGACACUACAGAACAUUUGAUGGGUUCCUGUUUGAUUAUAUUGGUGCAUGCAAGGUGUAUUUGGUCAAGAGCUCAUUAGAUUCAAUGAUGACUGUCACAGCAGAGAAUGUUGACUGCUUUGAGAGUGGCGUGAUCUGCAGGAAAUCUCUCCUCAUCUCCUUGGGACGCUCCUUCAUUGUGUUUGAUGAUGACACCGGGAAACCUAACCCAUCCAGUGUGAUUGAGAGGCAGAAAGUAUAUAUCUGGCAAGCAGGAUACUACACCAUUGUGCAUCUGCUUGGGGAAGACCUCACAGUGCUGUGGGACAGAAAAACCACUGUACAUAUACAAGCUGGACCACGCUGGCAGGGCAAGCUUACUGGUCUUUGUGGGAACUUUGAUCAGAAGACAGCGAAUGAGAUGAGAACACCAGAGAACAUUGACUCGUCAACACCACAGGAGUUUGGCAACAGCUGGACAGCAUCAGAGUGUGUGAACAGUCCUGAUAUAAGGCACCCCUGCAAUCUGAAUCCUCUUCGAGAGCCCUUUGCAAAAAGACAGUGUGGGAUUUUGCUCAGUGAAGUGUUCCAAGUCUGCCACCCUGUGGUAGAUGUCACAUGGUUCUAUAUGAACUGCCUGGUGGACACCUGUGGCUGCAACCGUGGAGGAGACUGUGAGUGUUUCUGCACGAGUGUUGCAGCAUAUGCUCACCGCUGCUGCCAAAAGGGCGUCACCAUUGAUUGGCGCUCCCCCUCUGUCUGCCCUUAUGACUGUGAAUACUACAACAAAGCUUUAGGGAAAGGGCCCCUGAAGCUGUUGACCUACAGAGAGAGAGGAACACUGUUGGCAGCCAAUAAGACAAGUGGACUAGUGUUCCCAAAAAGAGAAAUGACCAGUACUGACGAGAUCCUAAUGUUGUUCAUGAUGACGCCAGGCAUCAGCAAAGCCAGACCACAUGACACAUCUCUGGUGUCAUUUGAGGCGGCAGACAGACCCAACUACUACUUAAAAGCAGAGCGCAGUGGCCAGCUGAGGCUGCAGAAGUGGGAAGAAACUGAGGCAUUCUGGGAUGCAGCUUCAUUUGUUCUUCAUAGAGACACCUGGAUCUCAGGCUUUGAUUCGCUAGAGUCCCUUGCAAAGCCAGGGUUCUUUCUGCAUUUCAUGCUGUCUAGACUCCAACUCAUGAAAUACAGUCACUCAGAUCGGUACCGCCGAGCUACUCUAUUCAAACUGACAGGAGCCAUACCACACUAUCCAAUGGGUCCAAGAUGCCAGUGGCGGUAUGAAUCAUGUGUGAGUCCGUGCUUCAGGACAUGCAGUGACCCAUCAGGUUUGAGCUGUGCCAGUAUCCUGAAGGUUGAGGGAUGCCUGCCUCAGUGUCCAAGUCACAUGGUUCUAGAUGAGGUCACUCACAGAUGUGUCUUUAUGGAGGACUGCAUUAAGCCUGCCGUUGUUCCUCCAUUCACGCCACCCAGUACUGCAGUAUCAUCAACAUCCUCCUCAGAGCAUUCCACCUUGAGUGGUGGAGCGGUUUCUAUAUCACUCACUUCUUCAACAGUGUCAGAGUCUAGCACCACUGCUUCCACACCUACAGCACACAUGCCAAGCACUGCAAAGCUUACAUCUUCUCCUAUCAGACCUGGAGUGCUGGAAACUAUUACCACAUUAACAACAUCCACUUCCUCCCCAAGUCCGCUGGCUUCUACUGAGAGAACCACUAAAGAAUCAACCAUCACCCACAGUUCCACUUCCUCCACCACACUGCAAACUAGCCCAAUGUCUAUCUCAGAAACUCUCUCAGGCACCUCUACAACAAGCAAGCCAACAGAGUCUUUGACACUUCUCACACGUACCACAACUAUCCCCUCACCGUCUACUUUUAGUCCUGCUCUGUCGUCUACCUCAAGUAAAGAGCCGAUCAGAGUAAGCACUCUACCUGUGCUUCCAGUCUCAACCAGCAUAAGCUCCACAGAAGCCACUUCCCCAACAGUCAAAGUGUCAUCUCCUCUCACCUAUAGUACUGAGACCCCCAGAGUCUCAGAGGCCUUUAUACCUACUGAAAAGACCACAAUGCCCUCUGUGACUUCAAGUGGCAGCACACAGUUUCCUGUUGAAACCAUCAGCAUGACAAAGUCCACCUCAUCAUCGACCACAACACCUAUGCUAGAAUUGAGUACCUCUGUCACCACAGAAAAAUUGACCUUUCCAUCAUCUUUACACACUGUGAAGACCCCUGGGAGCACCUCUGAAACCCAGAAGCCUUUGGACAUCACUACCAUUUCCACUUCCCCUACAGAUAUUGAAGCAUCAACCACUCACAUUACAGUAAAAUCCACAAGUUCUGCUUUUCCAACACCACCUUCAGUUCAAACGACACCUUUUAUUCCUUCAACAUCAACCUCAGAGCAACCCAAAACUUCAAAAACAACAGUGUCUGUUUCCACAGCUGCUACAACAACCUUCAUCACCACAGUGUCCUCUCAAGCUGCAUUUGUGCCAACAGAAACUACAGCAAAAACAACCUAUCAGCCAACUUCUAUUAUAUAUCCUUAUCCUGAUGUUCCAACAACUGAUGGAACAUUGCAGACAGAUUGGAGAGUGAUCCAAACCACAUCAACUCCAUCACCAGAAACAACCCAAACCAGUGCCAGGACAGCAGAGACACCACUUACCACCUACACCACCAUGCCAUUCACCUCGGCACCUACAGAAGAAACAUCAACACUGCUUACAUCACAUGUGUCACCCAUUGACAAAACAACUUCUAGAGUUGUCUCAGCUUCUACUAUGCUGAGCUCUACAGAGUCUCACUGGAGUUUAGUUUCCACCACUGCUCUCCUUUCAGACAAAGUCAGCACAUCACCAGUUCAUCCUCCUUAUUCUAUGACAACUAUGACCACCACAUCUGAACUUCCUGAGAUUUCUCCAGCUUCACCAUCCAUACUUACAAUGGCAACAUCAGUAUCUGAAGCCCCAACAAAAACCACAGAAACAACCAUCACUUCUGAGAAACCUCUGCUAACGUCUACUGCAGCUGAGGAGAUUGUUUCUACCACUCAAACAUCUACAGCUAGACCUUGGAGUAUACAUUCUAUCACCGAGACAACUAGGGUUUCUCUUGACACAGAUAGAGCUGUGCUGUCAACCUCUGCGACAACCCAGAUGUCAACACUGGUCCAUGAGACCUCCAGCACCUUUCCUUCAAUGACUUCAAUGACAAUGAUUCCAAAAUUCACAACCCGUGUCACACCAGUCUUGACCUCACGGGUGGCUGUGGCUACCACACGGCGAGAAACUCCACGGGUUGUGGCCACAACCAGCAUUUCACUUCCAACUAGGAAUGCAACGACAUUGACAACACCUGCAACCACUUAUACAGAUAAAGUGACCACUGUUUUCACAGAUACAACUACUUCUAGUAUCCCUGUUGCUGCUUCUAGCACUCUUCCAACACACAGUCCUGACACCACUGAAUACACCUUUGGAUUUACAGAGUACACUACUGAAUCUGGUCUGACCACAACACUGCAAUCAUCAAUUGGAACAACUCCAGUGCCUAGUGUGGCAUCAGUUGUUACCCAGACUACCAUUUCAACACAUUCCACUUCCCCUACAGACAUUGAAGCAUCAACCACUCACAUUACAGUAAAAUCCACAAGUUCUGCUUUUCCAACACCACCUUCAGUUCAAACGACACCUUUUAUUCCUUCAACAUCAACCUCAGAGCAACCCAAAACUUCAAAAACAACAGUGUCUGUUUCCACAGCUGCUACAACAACCUUCAUCACCACAGUGUCCUCUCAAGCUGCAUUUGUGCCAACAGAAACUACAGCAAAAACAACCUAUCAGCCAACUUCUAUUAUAUAUCCUUAUCCUGAUGUUCCAACAACUGAUGGAACAUUGCAGACAGAUUGGAGAGUGAUCCAAACCACAUCAACUCCAUCACCAGAAACAACCCAAACCAGUGCCAGGACAGCAGAGACACCACUUACCACCUACACCACCAUGCCAUUCACCUCGGCACCUACAGAAGAAACAUCAACACUGCUUACAUCACAUGUGUCACCCAUUGACAAAACAACUUCUAGAGUUGUCUCAGCUUCUACUAUGCUGAGCUCUACAGAGUCUCACUGGAGUUUAGUUUCCACCACUGCUCUCCUUUCAGACAAAGUCAGCACAUCACCAGUUCAUCCUCCUUAUUCUAUGACAACUAUGACCACCACAUCUGAACUUCCUGAGAUUUCUCCAGCUUCACCAUCCAUACUUACAAUGGCAACAUCAGUAUCUGAAGCCCCAACAAAAACCACAGAAACAACCAUCACUUCUGAGAAACCUCUGCUAACGUCUACUGCAGCUGAGGAGAUUGUUUCUACCACUCAAACAUCUACAGCUAGACCUUGGAGUAUACAUUCUAUCACCGAGACAACUAGGGUUUCUCUUGACACAGAUAGAGCUGUGCUGUCAACCUCUGCGACAACCCAGAUGUCAACACUGGUCCAUGAGACCUCCAGCACCUUUCCUUCAAUGACUUCAAUGACAAUGAUUCCAAAAUUCACAACCCGUGUCACACCAGUCUUGACCUCACGGGUGGCUGUGGCUACCACACGGCGAGAAACUCCACGGGUUGUGGCCACAACCAGCAUUUCACUUCCAACUAGGAAUGCAACGACAUUGACAACACCUGCAACCACUUAUACAGAUAAAGUGACCACUGUUUUCACAGAUACAACUACUUCUAGUAUCCCUGUUGCUGCUUCUAGCACUCUUCCAACACACAGUCCUGACACCACUGAAUACACCUUUGGAUUUACAGAGUACACUACUGAAUCUGGUCUGACCACAACACUGCAAUCAUCAAUUGGAACAACUCCAGUGCCUAGUGUGGCAUCAGUUGUUACCCAGACUACCAUUUCAACACAGCCCCCUUCUUCCUCUACUGUCACUGAGAGUAGUCCCAUAACCAGUGCAAGUGCCUAUACUGAGCGCCCUCUGGUGGAUGAACACACCACAGUCACAGCCACGGCACCUGCUCCAGACACUUCCCAAACAACACUGAGUUCAUCUGUGAUGACCACUCUUCCCUACACGAUAGAAACAGAGCACUGGAUGACGAGCCAGACACAUGCAGUUUUAAAAACUACAGCUCUCGAGCCAAGCAGAGUAUGCACCUCUCCAUAUUCAGAGGUAGUGGAUGAAUGUACAAAGCUUAUUUGUGUCAGUGGCCAGUUGCUCCUCUUCAAUAAGUCUCAGAGCUGCCCAUAUGAUGCUACACCUCCAAACUGUGGUCUGCUUGGCUUUGCUGUACUGGUCAAUGGUGAUAAGUGUUGUCCACGAUGGGACUGUCCAUGUCGUUGUUCAGUGUUUCCAGAUCUUAAUCUGAUCACAUUUGAUGGGAAAAGUGUUGCGAUUUAUAAAGCUGCUUUAUAUGUGGUGACUCAGCUUCCCAAUGAGACUGUUAGCAUCUUGAUGCAAGAGUGUUCUGGACCAGAUGACACUCUUGUGUGGAACUUUACCCAUUUGUGUCUGGCAGCUUUAAACAUUACUCAUAAAUCCAAUGAAGUGCUCAUCAAUCGUCUGCAGAGACGCCUAUAUGUGAACUCCAGGUACGCCAAGCCACGCUUUAAGAAGUUUGGUUUUGAGAUUCUGGACACAGGAAACAUGUAUCUAAUCCGAAGCCCAGCUGGUCUGAAGAUCCAGUGGUUCCACACUACAGGCUUGAUGGUGAUUGAGAUGGACAGCUAUAACAACAGACUGCCCACAGUGGGCUUGUGUGGUAGUUGUGAUGGUAAUCCUCUGAAUGAUCUGACUCUGUCUAACGGUACAGUUGUGUCUGAGCAAGAGGAUCCGGCCGUGUUCAUCGAUAGCUGGCAGAUUCCCAACACCACCAGCUACGUCAGCCACAGCAGACGGAGGGAGGUCAACUGCACCACGGGCGACUGCUCCCAGUGCAUGAGCAUGCUGAGCAACCGUACCUUCACCAUCUGCCAUCCUUACGUCCCACCAGCAAUGUUCUGUGAGAUGUGGGUGAGAGAUGUGGAGUAUGUGAAUAAUCCAUGUGUUGCUUUGGCCGCUUAUGCUGCUUCCUGCCACAAAUUCAACAUCUGCAUGGAAUGGAGGAGCUCUGAUUUCUGCCCAUUCAUGUGCCCAGAUAAUCUGCAGUACCAAGCAUGUCUGCCUGCUUGCACUGCCCCAUCCUGCCCAAACCAAGAGUUUGAGUUUGUCCCAGAGCAAUGCACAGGCCUUUCAGAGGGCUGUGUGUGUCCAGAGGGAACUCUAUUACACCGGCCCUAUUCUGCCCUAUGCAUUCCACCCAGCAAAUGUGCAUGUACUGAUAGUUUUGGAACCCCACGUACACUUAAGGAGGUUUGGAAAGCCUCGCUGGACGGCUGCUGCAUGUAUAAGUGUGAGAACGACGGCAUAGUGCCGGUGGAGUAUAACUGCAGUAAUAUUCCUCAGCCAGUCUGCAUGCGUACAGGAGAGAUUACUGUCAGCCUUGCCUAUUCCUUUAAUUGUUUUGUGACAGUUUGUAACCAGAGCAUGUGUAAGGCGGCUCCUAUGGAUUGUAAAUAUGGGGAGAAGUUGGUGUCAUAUCAUAGGCAGGACUCCUGCUGCCCAGAAUACUUAUGUGAGUGUGAUCCUGAUCAGUGUGUCUUGGACAUUCCUGUGUGUCGUGAGGAUCAGACAUUGAUCGCCACUCGUGCUGAAGGCAGCUGCUGUUUGGCACACAUCUGCAUGUGUGACAAAUGUUCUGAGGCAGCUCCAGUGUGUCAAGAUGGAGAACUGUUGAUUGUGGACACAAACAGCACAGAGCGCUGCUGUCCAGUUUAUCACUGCUUAUGUGAGACGUCUCGAUGCUUAGACAUCACAUGUCCAGUUGGCAUGGCAGUAGUUUCCACAAGGAUUCAAGAUCAGUGUUGUCCAUUACAGACAUGUGAAUGUGCAUGUGAGAAAAACCUUCGUCCUAAAUGUGCUCUGGGGGAAAGUAUGCAGUUAGACAGAGCAUUUCUGUCUGAUCCGGAGAACCGGUGUGCCUGCAAACGAUUAAUUUGUGUGAGAGAGGCAGUGUGUGUGGAUGGUGAACGGGGAGUGAUGCAGCCAGGGCAGACACUGGUCGAGCACCGUGAUCAGGGUGUGUGUUACACCACACAGUGCACACACACACUGGAUUCUGCCACAGGUUUCUAUCUCCUCAAAGCCACUGGCACUAACUGCACUGCACGCUGCCAGCCUAACCAGAUAUACAUCCCUCCUAAAGACCCCAGCAGCUGCUGUGGCAUGUGUAAGAACAUUUCUUGCCUGAUCCGGAGUGAGAAUGGAUCUGUAACUAUGUACAAGCCAGGGCGCAGCUGGGUGUCUGACUGCAUGCACUAUGACUGUACGGACACUCUGUCAGGACCUGUGCUCGUCUCCCACCCCUACAGCUGCCCCCCUUUCAACGAAACUGAGUGCAUGAAGAUUGGGGGCACCCUCGUGAGUUACAUGGAUGGGUGCUGCAAGACAUGUGAGUACAGAAGUUACAUUCUUUUGUUCAUUUCUGCUCUUGUUAUAACAAGAAACAUGGGUAAUGUUAAUAUUUAAAACAUUCAUCUGUUUCUUUCACAAGUUUUUUGCACUCAAUAUGUAUGAAUGAAAACAAGAGACAUGGCACAGGACUUUUGUUCUGUACCAGCAAGGUAAAGAGCAAAAUUCAUAAACCUAAACAUAAAAACAAUA
This is a messenger RNA of Sinocyclocheilus rhinocerous, 10410 nucleotides long. Its product is annotated as otogelin-like. NCBI's taxonomy places the organism in Eukaryota, Metazoa, Chordata, Actinopteri, Cypriniformes, Cyprinidae. The record is from RefSeq and is a predicted model, not a curated record. Gene Ontology annotation, cellular component: extracellular matrix. Gene Ontology annotation, molecular function: alpha-L-arabinofuranosidase activity; protein binding. Gene Ontology annotation, biological process: L-arabinose metabolic process. Bases 1 to 10275 code for a protein of 3424 amino acids. The transcript is spliced from 52 exons.